AUGAAUUUCCUCAAGAUUAUGGACUGGAAACCAGUCAAGGUGUUUAGGAUGCUAUCAAGCAACGCUUCUGCAUUGACAUUGGAGAAGGCAGAGAGUCUUAUUGCAUAUGGAAGGCGCGGAUCUGCUCUCUCGGAAAUCUUCAGUGUGUGCGGGCCAGACACUCCGGCGGCAGCGGUUAUUGGCCUUGGUACGAUCGUCGAGCAGGAUCCUAUACCAACACCCGAGGAGCUGGAGGCACUCUACAAGAUGGUUUUGAUGGACCGGACAAGGAACAAAACACCAUUUGGAGAUCUGGUCCGAGCGAGCGGGAACCGCAGAAAUAUAGUCAUCUUCAUCCGCCAUUUCUUCUGUCCAGCUCUAGCCCACGAAAUGCCGCCGGAAAAGCUGGAACAGAUGGAUCCGCCGACCACCCUCAGUAUCGUCGGUUGUGGUGAUCCAGUACUCAUUCAAAACUACAUGAAGAUGACCAACUGCCCUUUCGAUGUCUAUGCAGACCCGUCGCGCUCAACAUAUUCCGCCCUCGGACUCUCUAUCAACGAGACCGCAGCCCCAGACGUCCCACAAUAUGUCUCGAAAUACUCGACCACAUCAAUCUUCAAAGCGAUCUUGAUCAGCCUGGGUCUUGCGGCCAAGACGAAAAACAUCUCCGCAGGAAAGAAGAGUCAGAAUGGCGGCGAGUUGAUCUGGGUGGACGGACAGAUUCAGUAUAUUCACAAGAUGAAACACACCAACGAUCAUCUUGAGGUGGAUCAGCUUGACUAUCUGUUGAGCAAUUAUUGCAAUGCUUGA
Aureobasidium uvarum is the source of this 789-nucleotide messenger RNA. NCBI's taxonomy places the organism in Eukaryota, Fungi, Ascomycota, Dothideomycetes, Dothideales, Saccotheciaceae. The record is from the annotation of a GenBank genome assembly.